AUAUUUUUAGGUUACAAUGCGCAUCACACUGCCCUUUGUUAUGUAGACAGAAAAAAGAUAGCCUGCUUACUUGCAUGGAAUGGCUGGUGGCGCUAAAAGAUGUCGAAGCAGAAGCAAUAAACCAAAGCAAGUCGAUAAAUCUCGCUCAGGAAGAUCGACACAACAGCAAAAAACUAGCAAUUUCCGGCGUCGUGGACCCGAGAACCACGUCGAAUCACGUCAAUUAGAUCACCAAGAAAAUGGGAAAAGCAAAAGCAGAAAACGCACCAACGGAAAUUGUGAAAAUUAUCCCGAAGAACAUUCCAAAACGAAGUGGCGAAAAUCAAGCAGUAGUGUGUCCAGAUCGAGAUCUGGGUCAAGCGGUAGCAGAAGUUUUGAGAGUUACAAGAAUGGACCACGAGCUGAUGCUGAUAACCAUUUGGUUUAUUGGAGUGGGGACAUAAUCGGCCAUAGAUACCAGAUUUUGAGUACCAUAGGGGAGGGAACAUUUGGAAAAGUCGUGCUGUGCAUGGAUAAAAAGAGCAAAGAGAAAGUGGCUCUGAAGGUGAUCAAAAGAGUCGAUAAGUAUUUUAGAUCAGCCAAAAUUGAGAUAGACGUACUAAAAGAAAUCCUGAAAAGGGAUCCGAAAUUGCAACAUCGUUGUGUGAGGUUAUUGGACCAUUUCGAUUAUCACGGGUUCAUGUGUUUGUCAUUUGAGGAGCUCGGUGUUAGCGUGUAUGACUUUUUGAAUGAGAACGAGUAUGUGCCUUUUCCAAUGGAGCAUGUCAAGGCUAUUUCUUAUCAGCUGAUAGACUCGGUUGCAUUUCUUCAUCGGCACCGGAUUAUACACACUGACUUAAAACCAGAGAACAUUUUGUUUGUGAACUCGGAUUGGGAAAAUGUUUAUAACAGAAGAUUAAACAAAAAUGAAAGAAGAGUUAAAAGCGCAGAGGUGCGUCUGAUUGACUUCGGCUCAGCUACUUACGCCAAAGACAGUCGCCACUCUACUGUCGUUAGCACCAGACAUUACAGAGCACUGGAAGUGAUUCUUGAACUGGGUUGGGACGAGAAGUGCGAUGCGUGGAGUGUGGGUGCAAUCAUGUUUGAACUACACACCGGCGAUGCCCUUUUCCAGACUCACGAUAACUGGGAACACCUCGCCAUGAUGAAGUAUAUCUUGGGUCCAUUUCCACAGCAGAUGGUGAGUAAGACGAGGAAGCGAAAGUACUUUCGGCGCCACGGAGAUCUAGACUGGGACUUCGAAGAAGACAGCACAAGUAAUUGUAGAAUAAAAUCUAUGUGUAGACCCCUCACAGACUGCAUAGUUCACAGAAGUUCAAUCGGAAACGAUGAUGACAACAAAGGUUUGUUGCAAGUAAUCCAGGGACUGCUCGCUUAUCAGCCUUCAAGUCGAUUAUCCAUGAGACGAUGUUUGAAACACGGCUUUUUCGAUUCUGUGCGCCAGAUUUACCAAGUUAAAUAGCAAAAAAAAAAACAGUUUUAUAAUGUGUUUGGUAAUUUCGUUUUAAUUCUUAUUUAAUUCAUGUUAAUUCAUUUUUCUAUUCCUG
Messenger RNA from Symsagittifera roscoffensis, 1547 nucleotides. RefSeq names its product dual specificity protein kinase CLK2-like. Gene Ontology annotation, cellular component: nucleus. NCBI's taxonomy places the organism in Eukaryota, Metazoa, Xenacoelomorpha, Acoela, Convolutidae. The record is from RefSeq and is a predicted model, not a curated record. Gene Ontology annotation, biological process: protein phosphorylation; regulation of RNA splicing. The transcript has a single exon. Gene Ontology annotation, molecular function: protein serine/threonine kinase activity; ATP binding. Bases 80 to 1462 code for a protein of 460 amino acids.